AUAAAUAAUAAUAAUAUGUCAAAAAAGGGAAACAAAAAGAAGGGAGGUGAUGAUGGAGAGAGAGAAGAAGAGGAAAAAGUUAUGGUUUUGGAACAUAAAUGUAGAGCUCUCUAAACUAGAUUUGGUAGAACUUAUAAAUUUAAAUUUAGUUGAGGAACAAGAAAGAGGAGACAAAGCUAAAGCAGCUGAAAAUGAAAUAAGAGCUAGAGUGAUGGAAAUGGAAAAUGAUCUUAAGAAAGAAAAAGAUAAACUAUUUUGCAUUGUGUAUUAUUGUUCUCUGAUUAUUUUUAGAUCUGAUAUGACAAGGUAAUAUAAAUAAAUGUAGGAAGAAUUACUAAAAUAAAUUACAGAUUUAAGAUCUACAGAUGUUGAAAAAGAAGAAAUUAUAAGUAAAUCAUUAAACUCAUUUAUUUAGAGAAUAAAGAACAAUAUAUCUAAGAUAUGGUUAAGGAUUAUGAGUAUAGGUUAAAAAAAAAGGAUGAUGAAAUCAGUGAAUUGAAACGUAAAAUUGAAGAAAUGUCAGCUGAAUUUGCCAGAAUGCUUAAAGUAUAAUUUUAAUUCAAAUUCUAAGGAUACACUUGAUAAAAUGUAAGAAAGAAUAUAGUUGGCUUAAUGGGAUAAUGAUACCGAUCCUCAAAUCAUGAAAAAAAUCAAAGACAUUGCUGGCAUGUAAACUCAUCAAUAAAAUUGAUUUCAUAGU
Molecule: messenger RNA, 700 nt
Organism: Paramecium sonneborni
Lineage: Eukaryota; Ciliophora; Oligohymenophorea; Peniculida; Parameciidae
Source: the annotation of a GenBank genome assembly